AUGUCUCUAAUAGGCGAUACUUUUGGUGAAGAUUUUUAUAAUAAAAUUAUUGAGCAUAUAGCAAAAGAAAGAGAAGCAAUGAAAAGUUUUCAAGCAAUUAAGGAUGAAAAAGGUUUAGAAUUAAAAUGUUCUUUUUGUGAAAUAGUAAUAAAGGGUUCUUCGGAAUUAAAAAUAGAUGCUGAUUUUUUUAAAGCCUUAGAUAAAAAUUUUUAUUGUGCCGAUUGCUAUGAAAAGAAGUAUCCGCAAGAGUUUAGUGAAAAGUAUCAAAAAGUCAGUCAACAAAAUCAAACUCAAACAAGGGUAGAAAUUACAGGUUCGGAGUCAGAAGAGAUUGAUAAAACAGAAUCAGCCGAUUCUUCAAAAGAGAAUAGUGAUGAACUCAAAAAAGGUUUAGCAAAUACUCUUUUGGUAGGUCUUGAAGUUGAAGUUUUAAAUGAUGAAAAAAAUAGUUUAGAAAAAAAGUUGACCGAAAUGAUGAAAAAGAGUAGAAGUUUUAUUAAAAAUGAGCAAAUUAGAGAUAAAUUGCUGGGAAUUGUUAAUGAAAAUAGCGAUAUCGACAUUGCUACUUCUUGCCCUAUCCAAGAAAUACCUAAAUUAUUCUCUGAUGUUGUAUAUGUUGGGAUGGCAUUUGGGGUUUGUAUAGUGAAAAUAAAAGAUGAAGUGGAUAAACCUAAAAAGAAAGUUUAUUAUUCUUUUGAUGUAGCAACAUUUCGAAGAGAUGGGAUUUACCAAGAUCUAGUUAAGGAUGUUCCGAACUUCAAAUAA
Molecule: messenger RNA, 765 nt
Organism: Funneliformis geosporum
Lineage: Eukaryota; Fungi; Glomeromycota; Glomeromycetes; Glomerales; Glomeraceae
Source: the annotation of a GenBank genome assembly